Molecule: messenger RNA, 363 nt
Organism: Prionailurus viverrinus (fishing cat)
Lineage: Eukaryota; Metazoa; Chordata; Mammalia; Carnivora; Felidae
Product: chromobox protein homolog 1-like
Exons: 1
Coding region: 1-363 (120 amino acids)
Biological process (GO): chromatin organization; negative regulation of transcription by RNA polymerase II
Cellular component (GO): nucleus; pericentric heterochromatin
Molecular function (GO): chromatin binding
Source: RefSeq, a predicted model, not a curated record
AUGACAAAGGGCGAAGUGAAGUAUCUUCUAAAGUGGAAGGAGUUCUCAGAUAACAUGUGGGAGCCAGAAGAGAGCCUGGAUUGCCCUGAUCUCAUUGGCAAGUUUCUACAGUCACAGAAAACAGCACUUGAGACGGAUAAACCAGAGGGAGGCAAGCUCAAAGCUGACUCUGAUUCUGAAGAUAAGGGAGAGGAGAGCAAACCAAAGAAAAAGAAGAGUCAGAAAAGCCACAGAUUAUUAGAUCUACAGACUCGUGGAGAACUCAUGUUCCUGAUGAAAUGGAAAAAUGCUGCUGAGGCUGACCUAGUCCCUGCCAAGGAAGCCAAUAUCAAGUGCCCACCAGGUGCUCAUAUCCUUCAAUGA